Acytostelium subglobosum LB1 is the source of this 1014-nucleotide messenger RNA. RefSeq lists its product as hypothetical. The transcript has 2 exons. Gene Ontology annotation, molecular function: cysteine-type endopeptidase activity. Bases 1 to 1014 code for a protein of 337 amino acids. Gene Ontology annotation, cellular component: lysosome. NCBI's taxonomy places the organism in Eukaryota, Evosea, Eumycetozoa, Acytosteliales, Acytosteliaceae. The record is from RefSeq and is a predicted model, not a curated record.
AUGAGAUCCGCCGUCAUCUUGGUUGUCAUUAUGUUGGUUGCCUUGGCUGCUGCCAAGAAGCUCUCCACUGAGGAGCGCCAAUUCCAACUCUACCAAAGCAAGUUCAACAAGCAGUACACCUCUGAGGAGUACUCUGCUCGUUUCGCCACCUUCAAGGCCAACUUGAAGAACAUCAACGCCUUGAACAAGAAGUCUGAGCAGUUGGAGUCCACCGCCCAAUUCGGUGUCACCGAGUUUGCCGACAUGAACCAGGCUGAGUUCAGAAAGUACUACUUGAACGCCGUCCAGGCCGUCCGUCCAGAUAAUGCCGUCGUUGCUGAGGAUCUCCCAGUUGAUGACAUCCCAACCGCUGUCGACUGGAGAACCAAGGGUGCCGUCACCCCAGUCAAGAACCAAGGUCAAUGUGGUUCAUGCUGGUCCUUCUCCACCACUGGAAACGUUGAGGGUCAAUGGUUCCUUGCCGGAAACACCUUGACUGGUCUCUCUGAGUCCAACUUGGUCGACUGUGAUCACGAGUGCAUGAUCUACCAGGGUCAGAACUCAUGUGAUGAUGGAUGCAACGGUGGUUUGCAGCCAAACGCCUACACCUACAUCAUCAAGACCGGAGGUAUUGACACUGAGGAGUCAUACCCAUACAAGGCCAAGGAUGAGACCUGCAACUUUAACGCUGCCAACAUUGGUGCCAAGAUCUCCAACUUCACCUUUGUCUCCCAGAACGAGACCCAAAUGGCUGCUUACCUCGCCCAGCACGGCCCACUCGCCAUUGCUGCUGAUGCCGUCGAAUGGCAGUUCUACAUUGGUGGAGUCUUUGAUUUCCCAUGUGGCAAGUCAUUGGAUCACGGUAUUUUGAUCGUUGGAUACUCUGAGGAGAAUCUCCCAAGCGGCGGAACAAAGCCAUAUUGGAUAGUGAAGAAUUCCUGGGGCGCUGCAUGGGGAGAGCAAGGAUAUCUGAAGAUUAUGAGAGGCGUCGGCGAGUGUGGACUCAACACCUUCGUUACCUCCUCCAUCGUCUAA